UCUCGCGCCUCAAAUCGCGCAGGGAAGACGAUGAUAGCUCAAAAAGGGAAAUCUUAGCUAGAGAGCUUCCUCCAGUCUCAUCAAUGGAGUCUCUAAGCUUCAACUUUUCGAUAACAACGAGGAUACCCAAAUCAUCAUGCAAGCGUGGAACACGGCUAAUCGCAAAUCCCCUCUUCUCCCGCAACUUCGAAUUCAUCUGCAAGAAGGCUCCUUUAUUUUCUAUUACUUGCGAACUCAAGAACGCCAAAGGUAAAAAAACCGUAGCCAAUAAAAUCAUAGUCUCCCCAGCAUCCGCUCCACCGCCGUCGGAGAAAAACGGUGUCACCGGGAAGACUGAAAAUGCAGGACAGCAAGAUAAGGUUAGUGGGGAUAAUUUUCGGUCGUUGAAGAAAUUGCAGAGGAAAGUUCUGUCAAUCCUGUCCAAUUUGCCUUUGGCUAUUGGAGAAAUGGCUACAAUUGCUACCUUGAUGGGAUUGGGAACUUUAAUUGAUCAAGGUGAAAAACCUGAUUACUAUUUUGAUAAAUACCCGGAAGAUAAUCCUGUCUUUGGAUUCUUCACUUGGAAGUGGGUUCUCACUCUUGGCUUUGAUCAUAUGUUUUCAUCACCUAUAUUCCUUUCAUUGCUGGUUUUACUAGCUGCCUCACUCAUGGCAUGUACAUACACAACUCAAAUUCCUCUGGUUAAGGUAGCAAGAAGAUGGUCAUUCAUGAAGUCAACCGAGGCAAUUCGCAAGCAAGAAUUCUCAGAUAUUCUUCCAAGUGCUUCUUUACAAGAUUUGGGCGUCAUUUUGAUGGGAUCUGGAUAUGAGGUUUUCAUGAAAGGGCCGUCUUUAUAUGCCUUCAGAGGUCUGGCUGGUCGGUUUGCUCCAAUAGGAGUGCAUAUAGCAAUGCUUCUGAUAAUGGUAGGUGGAACCCUAACUGCCACUGCAAGUUUCAAAGGUUCAAUCACAGUUCCUCAGGGUCUAAACUUUGUAGUUGGAGAUGUGUUGAGACCAAAUGGGGUUUUCUCUGUCCCAACUGAUGCAUUUAAUACUGAAGUUCAUGUCAACAGUUUCUACAUGGAUUACUACGAUAGUGGCGAUGUACGCCAAUUUCACAGUGAUCUAUCGUUAUAUGAUAUGGAGGGGAAAGAAGUGAUGAGAAAAACGUUGAGCGUGAAUGAUCCAGUGAGAUAUGGUGGAUUAACCAUGUACCAAACUGAUUGGAGCAUAUCGGCUUUACAAGUUAUGAAGGAUGACGAAGGACCUUUUAACUUGCCUAUGGCACGUUUGAAACUGAGUGGAGAUAAGAAACUUUUUGGGACUUUCCUUCCUAUUGGAGAUAAUAAUGAUUCUACUAGUGUCAAGGGGAUAUCAAUGCUUGCUCGGGAUUUGCAAUCGAUAAUUUUGUAUGAUCAAGAAGGGAAGUUUGUGGGUGUUCGAAGACCAAACUCUAACCUUCCAAUUGAAAUUGAUGGAGUAAAGAUUGUUAUUUUGGAUGCCAUUGGUAGUACUGGCUUGGAUUUGAAGACUGAUCCUGGUGUGCCCAUAGUUUAUGCUGGAUUUGGUUCUUUGAUGCUUACAACUUGCAUCAGUUUUCUAUCCCACUCACAGGUAUGGGCUUUACAAGAUGGAACAAGAGUUGUAGUUGGAGGAAAAACAAACCGAGCUAAGGUUGAGUUUCCAGAUGAGAUGAACCUCUUGUUGGAUCUGGUACCAGAGAUUGUUGAAACAUCAUCAUCAUCAUCUCUUGUGCAAAAAUCUGAUAGUAUCAGCUAGCAAGAGCUUGAAACAAACAUUUCUUUUUACAUAUUUCAAGUGGAAUUAUCUUUGUUACUGAGAAAAUGAAUUGAGAUCACUCAACAUUCGUUGCAAUUCAUGGUGACACCUCUCCAAUGCAUAAAGAUAACAGCAUUUUAAGAUCAAGCAACACGAUCUUACAUGGGAGAUAUAUAAUGAAGAAGAAUCUAAGACACCAUUAUUUUGUUACAAAACUGCUGCAAGUUUUAUUAUUGUUUUUUUUAAAGAAUGAAUUGGUUGACAGUGUAAUUGAUGAAAAUGAAUUAGGGUUACAACUCUCUGUAUGUAAUUAUGGAUGCAUAUUAUUGAGAUUUUGUCUUCAAUAAGGCCAAUGGACUAUUUAAUGGCAGUAUUCAUCACAA
Molecule: messenger RNA, 2140 nt
Organism: Impatiens glandulifera
Lineage: Eukaryota; Viridiplantae; Streptophyta; Magnoliopsida; Ericales; Balsaminaceae
Product: cytochrome c biogenesis protein CCS1, chloroplastic
Exons: 6
Coding region: 84-1757 (557 amino acids)
Source: RefSeq, a predicted model, not a curated record